Trametes versicolor FP-101664 SS1 is the source of this 6479-nucleotide messenger RNA. RefSeq lists its product as uncharacterized. Gene Ontology annotation, biological process: protein deglycosylation. The transcript has 26 exons. Gene Ontology annotation, molecular function: mannosyl-glycoprotein endo-beta-N-acetylglucosaminidase activity. The record is from RefSeq and is a predicted model, not a curated record. Gene Ontology annotation, cellular component: cytoplasm. The coding region runs from base 2663 to 4930 and encodes 755 amino acids. Lineage: Eukaryota; Fungi; Basidiomycota; Agaricomycetes; Polyporales; Polyporaceae.
CCGCGCCACAAUUCUCGCCCACACCGACACCUACCCAACCCAACAGUCAAGACUCUGUAGUCGUCAAGCAGGAACCCACUCCACCACCCCAGUCUGAGUGGGAUCGACUGCGUGCUCAGCUGCGGGACAAGCCUAUCGACGCAGAUGCAUGGUUGAAACUGGUCGACCUCGCCGAAGACUCGGGUGAUAUCGAGAAGAUCAAGAACACAUACGAAGGCAUGCUCGAGACCUACCCGAAUACUCCCUCGGUUCAAAUUGCCUACCUGAAGCACUUUUUGGACGACCCUUCUCAAUUUGGCCAGGCUGAGGCACUCUUCAGACGUUUCCUACUGAGAACCACACCCUCUGUAGAGUUGCUCAAGUUCUAUUUGACGUAUAUCAGGAGGGUGACGACCGGUCCGAAUGCGCGUGAGGUAAUCCGGAAAUGCUACGACUUUGCGCUCGGCCAUAUUGGCCAGGACAAGGACAGUUAUGAAAUCUGGCAGGAAUACAUCAAUUUCUUGAAGGCCGGAGAGACCAACACGACAUGGGAAGAACAGCAGAAAAUGGACGCGGUUCGGAAGGCGUAUCAGCACGCCGUGCAGAUCCCCAUGGAAAACGUGAAGAAGCUCUGGGAGGAGUACCAGGAAUUCGAGAACGGUCUCAACAGGAUCACGGCCAAGAAGUUCAUCUCCGAUCUGCAAGAAGCGCACAUGCAAGCGCGUACCGUCCUGAACCAGCUGCAAGAGCACCUCCAUACCCUCUUCGCGAAUACACAGACUACACGCGGCAGCCGCUCAUCGAUAUGGCUACCUCGCCCCCCAACGUUUAGCCAAAGCGACAAAGCGUAUGUGCAGCGUUGGCGCUUGUACCUCAAAUGGGAGGAGGGCAACCCGCUCGAGAUCGAAGAGAAGGAUCGCGCCACGCUUCUCCAGCGUAUCCAGAGUGUGUAUCGGAAGGCGGUCGUACGCAUGCGGUAUUACUCCGAGAUCUGGUACAUGGCCUACGCGUGGACGAACGGCAUCGGUAAGACAGAGGAAGCGAACACGCUCUUGAAGUCCGGCAUCGAAGCGAAUCCUGCAAGCUUCGUAUUGAACUUUGCCUAUGCUGAAGCCCUCGAACUGCAGAGCAACUUUGCGGAAGUGCAUGUUGGCUACGAGAAGUUCAUCGAGGUCCUCCGGAAGGACCUUGAGGCGACUGAAGAGAGGAUCAACGCGAACACCUCUUCUAACGGCUCGCUCGGUUCCCAGGUCCCGGCGAAACCCGACCCGAACGCAAUGGACACCUCAAAUGGGCAGUCGCAAUCGCAGCCUUCAUCUCAAAACUCCUCGUUCGCCACGCAAGCGUCCGACGAUAAGCCACCCAAGUCCAAGGAGCUUGUGGACAAACGCACUGACUAUGGGAUCGUGUACAUCAUGUAUAUGCGCUUCGGCCGCCGGGCUGAGGGCCUCAAGUCGGCGAGGAACAUCUUCGGUAAGGCUCGCAGAGACCGCUGGACGCCUUGGGAGGUCUACGAAGCCGCCGCGUUGAUGGAGUACCACUGCGGUAACAAGGACGUGCAGGUUGCAAGCCGGAUCUUUGAAAAGGGCAUGGAGACCUUCGGUGAAGAAGUUGAUUUCGUCUUGCGCUACUUGGGUUUCCUCAUCUCCAUCAACGACGAGAACAAUGGGAGGGCCUUGUUUGAGCGUGUGAUAGGCAGCUUCACUGCUGAGAAAGCCCGCCCCUUGUGGGACCGCUGGGCACGUUAUGAGUAUCAGUAUGGCGACCUUGCUGCAGCUCAUAAGCUGGAGAAGCGCAUGGCGGAGGUCUACCCGAGCGACCCGCCGAUCAAGAGGUUUGCAGAGCGCCACAAGUACCUGAACAUCGACGCCAUUGCAGUGCGUGACUUGGGCUUCGUGCUCGGACGGCAAAACUCGCGUGCCAAUGGCAGCGGAAACCUUGGACGCUCUGAAACGCUGCAGUCUCUGGGGACGCCCCAGUCUAAGGAGACGCAGCCGAUUGCCCCCAGCAGCUCGAAGAGAGCGGUGUCGCCUGAUCACAGAAGGCGCGACGAAAGCCGUUCUGAGUACCCGUCCAAGCGACUGCGUCCCACGAGUCCGGUUAGAGAGCGUGACCGCGACUGGAGAGAGGGACGAGAAGGACCGCGUGGCCGGCGCCAUAACUCUCCAGGGUGGGAGAGGGACCGCGAGCGUGAUGCGCCACCCCGGAGAUCGUUCAUCAAGGAAGAGAAAGAGGAGGACAAGGGUGUCGUCAUUCCUAAUGUGCUCUCAUGGUUCAUCGGUACCCUGCCGACGGCGAACUCGUUCGAUGGACCUGUUUUCCGGACCGAUGAUCUCAUGCAAGUAUUCCGCAACGCUGUUAUCCCGGCAACGUCGACAGCCAGAGCGCGAACGCCUCCCUCCGCCUCACGUCCAGGAGGAGGCCGACCCCCACCAGACUACGGGCCAUACCAAGGCCCUGGGAGUGGGCGUCGAGGACGCUGGUAGCUACUAGUUAUGUCUCCGUAGUUUAGCUAUUUCCGCCGUCUAUGUCGUUCAGACUCCGUACGUACCUUGUCUCUCCGUCGUAGCGCACGGCCACGCCGGGCCGGACUCUCGUUCGCAGUACUGUAUCGCUUUGCCGCUUUGAGUUCGCAUCCAUGUUCUCUACCACCACCCAGUAGGACCUACACGUUGGAAGCAGAAUGCCUAUCCGAGGAGUCAAUCACUCAUCAUUGGUAUCGGAGGAUGCACCGUACUUCAAAUCGCUCGCAGAUCUCGAUCAGUGGGCGGGAAAGUCACCUCAGAGUGCGAGGAAGCUUUACGGUGUACUCCCUUUCACCCCACGCAACAUCACUGAAGGUGUUAGCGACUCUGGGGUUGGCGGGAAACUCCUUGUUUGCCAUGACUACAAGGGAGGUUAUACCGAAUCACCCACUAGUCCAGCGUACACUUUCAAUUUCUGGAGCCAUUGCGAUACGUUCAUCUACUUUGCACAUCAUAGAGUGACUAUUCCUCCGUCAGGAUGGUCAACGGCUGCUCAUCGUCAUGGUGUAAAGAUGCUUGGGACCAUAAUAUUCGAGCAUGCAGAGUCUGAAGCAGACUGCUUGCGCCUCCUCGUGGGUCCCUUGCCAACAUCACUCACCGGUCCCGCAAAAUCCAACCCGAAUAUGACGCUCCCGGUCUCCCCGCACUAUGCGCGGCUGCUGGCGGAACUCGCCCACCAGCGAGGAUUCGAUGGGUACCUGCUCAACAUCGAGACCGCGCUUGGCGGAGGUGUGGAACAAACACGCGCGCUCACCUUAUGGAUUGCCCUUCUUGAGCGGGAACUGAAGCGUGCUGUGGGGCAACAUGCACAUGUUAUCUGGUACGACAGCGUGAUUGUAGAUGGCAGGCUCGCCUGGCAGGAUAGGCUGAAUAGCGUAAACCUCCCGUUCUUCUUACCGUCUACGGGGUUCUUCUCGAACUACACGUGGCGCUCGCAUUACCCCAAUGCCACGGCGCAGUACCUCCUCAGCCUCGAUCAAUCUUCUUCUUCUCGCCCCAAGGAGCUCCAAGACCUCUUCAUCGGGAUCGACGUGUGGGGCCGCGGCUCGCACGGCGGCGGAGGAUUCGGCCUGUACAAAGCCCUCUCCCACAUCGACCCCAAGUCCCUCGGCCUCAGCGUCGCCCUCUUCGGCCACGCGUGGACCUGGGAGAGCGAACAAGAUAAACCUGGCUGGUCGUGGAAGUCGUGGUGGGAAUACGAGCGCAAACUAUGGCUCGGUCCCACGAAGAAGGGCGAGGUCGUGCCGGUGCCGGACUGGAGGCCGCGCGAUGGCGAAACAUGCGAACACGGGGCUUUUGUGCCCAUCGCUGAGCACUUUCCGCGUCACCCGCCGCCAAACCCUGCUGAUAUGCCGUUCUUUACCUCGUUUUCGCCUGGGGUGGGAUGGUCUUGGUUCGUACGUGGAAUCAGGAUGUUGCGCACCGAUCACGGAUGGACAGACCUCGACAAGACUACCUCGAUCGGCGACUUGGUCUUCCCAAGACCUACAAUUGCUUGGGAAAAUGGGGAGCGCGAGGAAGCGCUCCCAGAGACGACUUCCGAGCUGUCUAUGGAUGACGCAUGGCUGGGAGGCAGCUCGCUCGCCGUAUCCUUCUUGGUCCCCGGCUCCGAUGCUGAAGACGCGUACUUCCGCUGCGUAUGGUUGCCAAUCCAGUCUCUUUCCAUCACGCCCGGGAAGUCAUACCGAAUGUCCGCCACGCUCAAAACUACAGGCUCGGUCGACAUCGACAUCGGUGCUUCCGUAAAGGCUCUUAUCCCAGGCCUCGAUACGGAGUUCGAAAUCACUCACGUCGCCGCCCCCCCUGGACAAGUACCGCUCCCGGAAGGGUGGUUCGAGGUGGUGGUGGACUUCAAGCUCCCCGUCAAGCGUGAACUUGACGUUCUCAGCGCCGCCGGGCUCGUCAUCGGCUUCGCGUGCGAAGACCCCUCCGAGGCUGUCGAGUUCUCAAUCCACGUCGGUGCGCUCAGCGUCCACGCCAAUCCCCUUUCCCCCGAACACAUCGUCGUUGAGCCUAAGGUCAUCUGGGCGGAUCUCGUCUCGGACACGCCUGCUAAUUCGUUCUCCGGCGUCCUCACAUGGGGGACGGGCAUGUCGCUGGGCCCAGUGCGUACCGUCGCGUUGACUUCACCAGAAGACCCCAGACCGUGCUGGAUCAUCGAUAACGCCGUAUCGGGGUUCCUCUACUUCAACGUUUACGUGCAGGCCCACGCGCCCGAAGGAGUGAGUCUACUUCCGGAGCAAGCGACGUUCGUUGGAACCACAGGGCUGGAUGGACGAGCGAACAGAUUCUAUGUAGACCCGGCAUGCCUUCCGUCGGAGGUUUCAGAGGCGAAGGCAGUGAGGUUCUACGUGCAGGGCGUCACGGAUAGGGGUCGGGUUCUGGGAUGGGAGGACUGUGCUUUCGUAGAUGUGCGCAAGACGUGAACUUGUGUUUUUGACCUCAUAUUCGACAGCUCGGACUGUGAAUGAUGUAUGAUACUGCUAGCGGCCACAGAGUAUUCAUGAAGGGGUGAGCAGUACAAGUAGACCGGAAAAUGGAGAUCUCUUCUUGCCCAUCACCGCUAUUCUGAACUAAAGCUCCCCGGAUAUCGUAUCCUGGAGCAGCCGCAGAGCCGACAGACAGUCCUCCAUGACGUCGGUGCCCCGCCGCCACUCCUUGAGCCGCUCUAUGUUCUCCGCGAUCCUCGCGAGAUACUCCGACUCUGUGACACUUGUACGGCCAGCGGUGAUCGCUUCGUCGAGUUCGGGGUAUAUGAGGGAUUGCAUGAGCCCGCUCUGCACCGAAAGCGCCGCGACCUUCUGGGCGACGGGGCGUCGGAAUUGGUCGUAGAUCUUCAAAGCGGCGGGGAUGCUGGCUUUGGUGACUACCGACUGGCCGAACAGCAUGCCGAGCAUCAGAGUAUCCUCGAACCCUUGCCCUGCGCCUGCACCUUGGAAAGGAGUCAUGCUAUGAGCCGCAUCACCGAGCAAGGCGACCCGUCCGUCGACAAAUGUGGGCAGGUCCUUGACCACGUUGAUGGCCCACUUGUUCCAGCUGCCGAUUUGCUGCAUGAUUUCUUCUACUUCAGGCUCCCACCCAACGUACUCCUUGCGGACCUCCUCUUGAGACACCUCUGUCGUCCACGGACCCUCAUAUAUGGUGCCCUCCUGCUCGCGGUUUGUGAUGCUGGCGGCGACAUUGAGUAUGCGACCUUGCGAAAUCGGGUACGCGGCAAUAUUCUUGUUCUGGCCGCAGUAAAUUGUCAUGUAAGAGGACUGUUUCGCGUUCCCAUCGAUGACUGACUCGCGUUCGAGGAGGCCGCGGUACACAGAAGAGCCGGAGAAGACGGCAUUGGUGUGCGACCUCAGGGAAGUGGCCUCUUCUGCCCGCCCAGCGUUCUGCGCAGUAUCCGCAAGCUGCGUGUACAUUGCUGCGCGCACCUGAGAUUUGAUGCCGUCCGCGCCGACCAUGACAUCGCACAGGGCCGUGCUCCCGUCAUGAAAGCGGAGCUCCACGCGACCAUCCGGGCCUUUGGUCUGGGCGUAGGACGCAAGACGCUUGCUCAUAUGGAUGCGCUCUGGGUGGCGAAUAUGGUCGAGGAAGAGCUUUUGGAGCUCGCCGCGGUGGAACGUCCACUGCGCCUCCGUAGCAUUGGGCUUCGUGUCAUUGAAGGCAUACCCCUCCUUCUGGUCCGACUUCCGAUAAAGGAUGGUCAAACGAUCCUUCUCGCCGUUUCCCGCGAUCUUCAGCAGCGCCGGCUCGAGUCCGAGUUCCCGCAAAACGAACAACGUGCGAGGCGGCACUCCGAUCCCAGCCCCAGCCGUUGUCAGUUCGGCGACAGCCUCGUAGAUCUGGUAGUCAACGUCCGGGGCGUACUUCUCUAACGCGAGGGCGAGCACCAAUCCACAUAAGCCCCCACCUACAAUUGCCACAGUAAAUCUUGACAUGGUCGCCUGCUAUGAUCCGCAAGCUUAUUGCUAGUGGAAGGAAUGC